This is a messenger RNA of Alligator mississippiensis (American alligator), 12055 nucleotides long. RefSeq names its product DDB1 and CUL4 associated factor 12 (gene DCAF12). Gene Ontology annotation, cellular component: Cul4-RING E3 ubiquitin ligase complex. The record is from RefSeq and is a predicted model, not a curated record. NCBI's taxonomy places the organism in Eukaryota, Metazoa, Chordata, Crocodylia, Alligatoridae. Gene Ontology annotation, molecular function: protein binding. The transcript has 9 exons. The coding region runs from base 167 to 1537 and encodes 456 amino acids.
GCCUGGCGUAAAGGGCGUCGCGCAGCGCGGUCGGCGGGGCCCCGCGGGCGGACACGGACCGGGCCCGGCUCUUAUAUGCCCCGUCCCGCGGCGGCCGCCUCCUGCCCGCCCUGCUCCAUGUGGGGCCCGGGCCCGGCUCUCGCUCUCGCCGCCUCCCCCGCGCGCUAUGGCCAGGAAAGCAGUUAGCAGGAAGCGCAGAGCGGCGGCCGCCGCCGCCGCCGGGCCCGGCGGGCUCCAGGGGGAGCAGUAUGGCUGGGAUCACUCAGUUCACAAAAGGAAGAGACUCCCCCCUGUGAAAAGGUCUCUGGUGUACUACCUGAAAGGUAGAGAAGUCAGGAUGCAGAAUGACUCCAGCUACCACCGUCUGUUGCACGGAUAUGCAGCCCAGCAGCUCCCCAGUCUCCUGAAAGAGAGAGAGUUUCAUCUAGGGACCCUUAAUAAAGUGUUUGCAUCUCAGUGGUUGAACCAUCGGCAAGUGGUGUGUGGGACAAAAUGCAACACAUUGUUUGUGGUAGAUGUCCAGACUGGCCAAAUUACCAAGAUUCCUAUUCUGAAAGAUCGUGAACCCGGUAUGGUAAACCAGCAAGGCUGCGGUAUUCACGCGAUUGAGCUGAACCCAUCAAGGACACUUUUGGCUACAGGAGGAGACAACCCAAAUAGCCUUGCGAUUUAUCGUCUGCCUACGCUCGAUCCGGUCUGUGUGGGAGAUGAUGGACACAAGGACUGGAUAUUUUCUAUUGCAUGGAUCAGUGAUACUAUGGCUGUUUCUGGUUCCCGGGAUGGCUCGAUGGGUCUCUGGGAGGUGACAGAGGAUGUCCUGUCAAAAACCGAUGCCAGGCAUAACCUCUCCCGAGUCCCCGUCUAUGCUCACAUAACACACAGGGCUCUGAAAGAUAUCCCCAAGGAGAACACCAAUCCUGACAACUGCAAGGUCCGGGCAUUGGCAUUCAACAAUAAGAACAAGGAGCUAGGUGCUGUAUCUCUGGAUGGAUACUUUCAUCUUUGGAAAGCAGAGCACACACUAUCAAAGUUACUUUCCACAAAGUUGCCAUACUGCAGGGAGAAUGUGUGUCUGGCCUAUGGUCAGGAGUGGUCGGUGUAUGCAGUGGGAUCUCAGGCGCAUGUCUCCUUUCUGGACCCAAGGCAGCCUUCCAACAACGUUAAAUCCGUCUGUUCCAGAGAACGAGGCAGUGGUAUCCGGUCCGUGAGCUUCUAUGAGCACAUCAUAACUGUGGGAACGGGGCAGGGGUCCUUGCUGUUUUAUGACAUCAGAGCCCAGAGGUUCCUGGAUGAAAAGCCCACUCAUGCCUGCUGUGGACAGAAACAGAAGCUAGGAGGAAGCGAAAUCCUGAAGUUGACUACGGGAAAAGGUUGGCUGAAUCAUGAUGAAACCUGGAGGAAUUAUUUCUCUGACAUUAAUAACUUCCCAAAUGCUGUUUACACCCACUGCUACGACUCGUCUGGAACGAAACUCUUUGUGGCAGGAGGCCCCCUUCCAUCAGGACUCCAUGGGAAUUAUGCUGGGCUCUGGAGCUAAUGAGAACUCUUCCCCUCAAUGGUGAUCUCCCCCGGUGUCCCCUUCCCUGUUCUUUACCAACAAAAUUGUGUGAUGCCAUUGAUUUCUGAUUUAAACGCAAGUUAUUUUUGACAGUUUUCUGUUGGUUUCCAACAGUUUUGUACAUCUUUUUUGAACCAGCUUUUGCUUUAAUCUCCUUGAUCCUUUAUACGAAGGGUUUUUGAAACCCCUUUUUAUUGUAUUUACUCUUUUUUUUCUCCCCCCCCUUUCUCCCCUGCCUCCCCUCAAUUUAGGCUAACUUGGCCAUAUGCCCCCUACUUUGCUGUGAGGUAGGACUCCUUUCUUAUUGAGCGGUUGCCGCUGGGCUUUCUGUGAAAGUCCAGGGGCUGUGUGUGUGCAGGUACUUCGUGUCACUUACAUUACCUGGAGUGAGGACUACUUGUAAUUAAAAAGAAAAAAAUAUUAAAAAAUAUUUAUAAGAAAUAAGCUACUACUUUAUCUGCAGAGCCUGGGUCAGGCCUAGCUUGAUCUUAUUUUUUAAAAGUACAAGUCUAAUGACACUGUAUACAUAAAGGAAUACAAUACACACAGAUGUAUAUUCAGCAGGACCCAGGGACAGCAUCUCCCGCAAUGUCGCUUGUCCAGCCUUGAGGGUAGCAGUGGCACCAGACCUGGCUCCUCCGUGGUGCAUGGGGAGAAUGAAAGCAACCUCUUGUGCUCCCCUUUCUCUCUACCCCUGCCCCAGGUAUCUGCUUGUGAAGGUACUGAGGCUUCAGGGCAAGCCCUCCAGUAUGGCUCUUGCAUGACAGCAGAGAUGGAGCGAGGCUAAUAGAAAUGGUAACCCGACAGGCAGGUUCCUUGUGACCAACUGAACCUGGUCCGCCCGCCCAGUGUGUGAAGUAGUUGAGAGUCCUGGGUACGUGCACCCCUGUCUGGGAUUGAAUGGCAGGGAGGAGCCAGAUUUGGGUACCUGAAGCCUGUCUACAAACAGGUCUCUCAGGCUAGGGGCAGUGUUUUCCGCACACCUACGCAUGCACAUGGUGGUCGUUCCCCAGCUGUCUCAGCCAGCUGUGACUUCUCUCAACAGCAGUGCUCUUUGCUAGCCAGUUAAGCUGCUCAGACUGCUGGGCAAAGGGAAGCUAUUUUUAAUUUUUUUUUUUUUGUUGUGUUUUGUUUUGUUUUCCUUCCUUAUCCCUGGAGAGACUGGGGUAGGCAGGUAGCAGCUACUCUCUGCAAAUGUGUAUAGAGUGUCAAAGGACUACUGGCUCCACUUCAUUUCUUUUUAAUAUAAACUAGAGGCUUUCCAUGCAACCAGAUAGCAUGAUAAGCAGAAAAGAAAAGUUAAGAAUAGUCUGUAACGUCAGCUUGGUUUUACAGGAUACUUUUAUAAGAGUCCUGGUCCUCUGAACACCAGUCUUCAGUCCACACUCCAAACUCCAUUGGACAUCACCAGAAACUGUGGGUGUAGAAAGACUGUCCACAGGCCCUUGGUGAGCAAUACAAAGCCCAGUUGUGAAGGACGUGCAUUUUUGGCCAAAGUACAGAACAAAGUGGCUUCUCUUCCUGGCUCUGCUGCAGACACCCUGUGACCUUAGGCAAGUCACUCGCCUCUCGGUGCCUCAGCCUCCCCAUCUGCAGUAUGGGAUUAGUGUCAGGCAGGGAGAUGGAGGUUUAAUUUCUAGUUUGCAGAGUACUUGAGCUUAUUGGAUGCAAGGUGUGUUAGAAGUACAGUUCCCCUCCACUUGUGAUUUGCAAGGUAAGAGUGAGGAAAGAAUAGCCCUGUAUGUCCACCCAGACCUAAAGCACAGACUCCUUAAAUUCAGGCCCAAGUCUGCUAACCAAGACUUGGUAUUACAGCAUGUCAAACUUCUCCUGCUUCCCAUGUGGGCUAAUCGGGGGGGAAAAAUGAAUCAAACAACACCUAGGGACCAAAAAGUAGCCAUUAAAUGAUAGGGCUGCAAAGUAGUUCUCUUGGCUUCGGUUGUGUUAUGUUCUGUGUUGAGAACAUGUUGCUUUGGGAUUUCUUUCAUAAAUGGCUGGAAGGAGGGGAUCACAGUAUUUGACCUCAUGCCUAGGAACAUAAAUAAAUGACUAAAUGUUCUCUGUGAAAAAUGGUGAGGAUGUAUGUGUCUGAAGGGAUAAUCUGAAGCCCUCUGACUCCUAUGUGUGGGGUGUGCCUUUUGUCGGGUGGUUGUAUCCCAAAGCUGGUUUUGUUUAGGUCGUGAUUUUUCAGAGAUGCUGAACGCUCUGCACCGGUGGUAGCCGCUGGGCAUCCUGCCCGGCUGUUUCCAAGCUGUGUCCGUUGUACCCUCCUCUUCCCACCUCCCCAACAUUUAAAAUCUUGCUGGUGCUAAAGAACAAUUUUUGCUCUGGAAAUUUUACCCUUUGUUUGAUCAUGGUUUGGCAGUUCCCUUCAAAGGAUUUUGAGCACUACCUGUGCUGUGGGUGUGACUAGAUUUUUUUUUUUUAGUGGCAUAACAUCUUUCUGUGUGUGUGUGUGUGUGUGUACACAAUUUUUUACUGAAAACAAGUAAUCAUUUUAGGUAUUGUAUCCACUCCAGAGCCUUUUACUCUUCUUAGCUUUACAGUAAUUCCUUCUUGAGGGUGGGGAGUUCUUCUGUUUUGUAGUAUACCCCAAAAACAGGGGAAACACUAGAAAAAUAUUAUUCCUGCUCUCCUGUUCCCCCCUUCUUCCCCCCCACACUUCCUUUUUGUGUUGGCAGCACCUUGCUUCUGUCUGUUGUAAUCGGGGGUGUUUAGCAAUAGCACAUGGGAGAGUCCCAGACCAAUGCAUUUUACUUGGUGACCUGUUGAGAGAGGAUGCCUUUGUAUCUGUUGCUGCUGGAUAUCCAGAUACUUUUGCCAGAGGCUGAGGCACUAAGAGCUGAGUUGCCAAAUGUUACAUGGGAAGUCAUAAUAGGAACAGGAGCAGAACCCAGGUUUUGAUGGCCAGUCCCUUGUCCAGCCCAGUGACCAGGCUGCUGUCACCCCACUGGCUUAGAUUUAAAAUGAUAACAAAGGUGCACAGGGAAGUGGCUCUUAUGAGCAAGGGGAUCCAAGUACAAGUCAGUGGCUCCUUGGUAGGGCCCAAGCUCACAGCCUCCCCAUGGCUCACUUUGAAGAGGGCAUGAAAGCACGUCUCCCAUCACUCAAACGAUAGAGGUAAGUCCCUGUGGUGGGGAGGAACUGAUUACAGACUCAUUCACAAGCUUUAAAAUAACUCUGUACGCUGUGCAGUGACUCGGUGAUUCUCUCACUUGCAAGGAGCUUUGUAGACCGUUCAACUUCCAGAUGCUCCAAGUUAAAUUCACUUUCUUUUCCUUUCUAAAAUAGAUUAAUUGGGAUUGGAUCUCCAAUGCUUUCUUAUGGCUGCCUUACAUUUGCAGGGGUGGCUUCUCAGGGAAGUGGGUCCAGUGGGAGUCGUCCAUGAUACAGGUGCUAGAUGACACUCAUCCAUGCUAUCUUCAGUUUGCUCUAUUUGUGAAGUGCGUUGUUGCUUUGAGGGUUUGCUUAGAAGCUGCGUAAUGCUAAUGACGUACUUGUCUGUGGCAGUUGACAGAAAGUAACCAGCUACUUCUGAAAGGAUCUGCUGUAUCUAAUCUUUUUUUUUUUUUUCCAAAAUAAGAUUCUUGGUUGCUAAAAAUCAUUAGGCCACUUUCUCUUUUGCUACUUGACAUUACAAUAACACGGUGCCGUGUUGGCAUUGCAGAAUGUGUUAAGCAGCCAGUUUUUACCUCCCAUGCUUUUGAUAAGUUUUUCUUAUCCAAAUUUUUGUGGCUUUGGAGAGCCAUGUCCAUUUGCUUAUAGCACAGGUAAACGGGCCCAGUAAUAAUGCCCAACCACUGAGUAUUUGCAAAUACUGGCAGUACUUAAGCAUUGUGAUAAAGGUUAAAGCCCUUUCCAUUUCUUGUUUCCACAUUACUUGUUCCUUCUGAGCAUGGUGAUGAGUGGGAGAUGGUAUUUCCUCCUACUGUUUUUAUUUUGUUUCUUACUGACUUCUUCAGCUCUGGUCCUGGCAGUUUAGCAAGUCUGACGUAGUUGUGGUGAGAGGCCCUCCAGUGUUACUGCUGGGGAGAGCCCUUCCCCACUCUAGCCCACACAACUCGGGAGUCAGGGACCAAGCUCGGGUUUCAUUUGGAUUCAUUUGGCCUAAUGAGCUGGUCCAGGAUGACAAACUACCAAAGAGUGGAUACGCAUUGGCAGCUGGAUGAUCUAAGGUGCUGGGAAUAGGGUCUGUUUCAGCACCAUGGCUGUCUUAUUUAUCUGGCUGUGGGCUGUGCCUAAAAAAGAUCUGUAGAAACUGGGAGUUUCUUUUAUAAUGUGUGCAGUGACAUAAUGAGGGAGGGCCUCCUGGCUGAGAUCAGGGUGCUGACAUCAGAGUCCUGAGAGAACGCCAGCUUUCAUACCCUCAUGGGUGAGUUGCUUGCAUCUAAACCACAACCUGUCCUAAAUGUCAACCCUGAAGUGCUGCUCCUAUGACGGGUUUGUAGCUAGAGUCCAGGAGGAGACAUGUAAUUUCCUGCUGUUGCAUUUUCCAGCGAUGUCAAAGGGAUUCGGAGUUACAGCUGCGUUGCUAUCCCUGCCGCUUGUGUCAACACGUCCAUACCAGCUUUAAACUACCAGAGCUUGCCCAGAUGCUGCCAUCAGGACAGCCACAGCAGGAUGGUGCUCAGUGCAGGCUGCAAAACCUGCCUGAGAAAUGGAGUAAAUCCUCAGGCAGUUAGCUCAGAGCCUACGCUGAGCUCCAUGCCCCCAUAGCUGUCCUCAAACUAGCUAGCUUAAAGUUGGCAUGGGCAUGUCGACUUGAACCGUAGUGACAGCGUAGGCAGACCUGGAGAGAGACUUAGACCCACACUGCACUUCCAGUUGAAUGUGUCGCACCUUCUGUUGAACACGAGCACCAGAACUAUGAGCUGAGACGCCUGAAUUUUGCCUUGUUUUUGGGUUGACAACGUGGAUUUGAUGGCAUGUUGGGGGCUAUGAGUUUUAUUGAUGUCCACUGCAAAGCUCCCUUGGUGUGUACGUGCCUUCAUGUGCUGUAGGGGAGAGCUUGUCCCCUGGCUCUGACAGGUGUCUAUCAAGGGCAGCCCCGAUACAGCAGCGAGCAGGAGGGUACAGAAGAGGAGGGAAGACCCAAGGAGGGUUGGGGCUGCUUUCAGGCAGCCUAGAAGGGGAAGAAGCUGAUGGCUCAUUGUCAGGGCUUUUUACUUACCUGAGGGCUUCACCAGACACCAAAAACAAAAUGAAGUUGACCACAUCCCUUUAUGUGGGAUCUGUUCCUGCUGUGCCCCCAUGUGCUGAAAUUUUAAGUCUUGAAAAUGGGAUUAAGUUGGAUAAUAUGCUGGGUUACUUCAUCAAAUUGCCCUCGUUCUAAUCCAGUGCAUGGGUCCUUUCACUUAAAAAAGAAAAGAAACAAGUCAGUGCUCUUAAUUGCUGCCUGAAAGACAUUUUUGGCUUGUUUUUCCCUUUAAAAUGUCAAGGUCUCAGUAGCCACUUUCUAAAAAGCCCUUUCCAGUUAUGUGCUGGGGCCUGUAGGUCUGCAAGCCACAUGCUUGCAUCUGGAACCAAGUAUUGUGGCUGGCUGAGCUGCAGAGCUGUGGGUUGUCAAUAUGCAAUAGAGACUGUAUACAAAUUGCCACAGUUGUGGAUGGAAAAUAAAAUAUAGGGCUAUAUUUAAAAAAAAAAAGAAAAAGAAAAGAAAAAAAAGAUACAACCCCCCAAACAAAUAAACCCCCCACGGAAACCUAGCCUGGUACAUUAUCUUGUGUCUGGAUGUAUCAGUUGUGGACCCCCAAAUGAACAAACAAAAGUCCUAGAUUUGGAUCCUGGAUCCAAAUCCUGGAUCUUGAGGAACAGUUUAUCUUUUGAUUCCCUUAAUCAAAAGGGAAAUUUCAGGUGCUGAAUCUUCAAUCUCAUUAAACUUGUACUUUUCUUUAUCUGCCUGCUCACCUGGUUCCCUCCUAUAUUCAAGGCCUCCCACAGUCUCAGGGUAUAUAAAUCACUAUGAUUCAUCCAAAUAACACAAAGGACCAAUCAGAGGUUGAUGUGCCUUUCUCUUACGGUACCUUGAUCUUUGUAAAGUUAUCUCUGAAAGAAACUCAUCGCUGUCUUAGGGCUGGGUACAUGCCUUGUCUUUUUCUAAGAUACCCACAUUGAAGUUACCACAGGUUUGUAUGAAUUGUGACUUGUAUCUCAUUUGGUGUUCUAGGAUGUGGUGUAGACACGAACUGAAUGCACUGACUUGACUUGUCUUGGGAUAAAUCCUGCCAGUGAUGACAGUGCUUGACGUGUGUGGUAAUGUGUACGUAAGAUGCUGGAUCUUCCCCUUUGCCUAUGAUGUACGUUUGGUGUAUUUGCACAAACGACACGGGGUGUUUUCAGAUGUGGUGAUCACAACUUGUGGCUUGGGGUUAGGAUGUCUUAAAGUGAUUGGUAGUUUUUUAAAUGUUUUUCCAAAUAGAUUACCCUUUGUAGACUUAAAGAUCCAAAGCACUGGGGGGAGCGGGGUGUGAAAAAUCCCCCCCAGACCUUCUGUCAUUUGCCAGCUUUUGUUCUGAAUUCAGGACAUAAUUCCUCGUUUUGCUGCUUAGGGCAUCGGCAGUUUCAGAAGCAGCACAGAGUCCUGAGCUCAUGCUGAAGCCAUCAAGUGCAAGAGGACCAAUUUCGCCCCCCGCCCCCAUGUUGUAGUGCACAUGCUUUCUUUUAACCGUGGGGCAAAAUAUUUCAACCGGUCUGUGCAACUUGCAAAGUUUGAACAAACAAGCAUCGCAGAUGGCAGGCAAAGACCAGACUGUCUGCUCAUGCCGUGUGGCGUCUGGAGUUAUCCCGAGAAUUGCUUUUCUGCUCUGAAAGGUGACUAAUGCUUAAAAUAAAGGCAGUGCACGGUCACUUGGUUGCUUCUGUGUGCUGUGCUGACAAGUACAGAUGUCCCUGCAUGCUCAGUCUGAGAUGAGAGAAAUCCAGCUGGGUUUCUGCUGCGUCCAUGGCAGUAGCAGGAGACUGCACUCCAUCGCAGGAGGUCCCUUUCAGUCCAAUGUAGUCAUGUGUUGAUCUGAAUCAGGAGUGUCAAAUGUGAUCGCCCCAUGAGCUGGAUCCAUGCCGGAUUCAGACCCGGUGGGGGAAGCAACAGCAGCACAGAUUAAUGCAGAUACAACUCACCAGUCAGUGCUCCCCAGGCCUUUGUUGCUGGGAAUUUGGUGACAGAUACUGCCCCCUCCUUCCCCCCACCCCCAUAUUUCUGACCCUUCAGUUAGCCCUGCAAGCCAGAGGGAAAUAGCUCUGUGGUCUGUAUCUUUGACAUCCUUGGCCUAAACUGCAUCCUCAGGGUACUUCUGCUUUUCCGUCUGUCUUCAGUGGGCAUAUGCACACGUAACUAAUUCGAGCUCAAUGCAGAAUUCUGCUAAUCCAUGAGAAUGGGUUCAAUCAUUUCCUCUUGGCCUUAUGGAGUCAACACAGCAAAUAACAAAGUCAGCAGUGCAUUGUCAUUAUUCACUGGAUGUGAUGCUAAUGUGUCUGUAACUUCUGUUCUAUUCCCUUCCUGGUCACUGCAGAUUAGACAGGUUCUGUGGGGUGGAGACUAAGCCAUAUUUGCCCAUUUGGGAUUUCCACGUAGAACUGAAUGAGGUGCCACUUUUUAGACCUGGUCACUUUUCAGAGCAGAACUGAUGCGUCUCAUUUUCCGAUCUGUGAUCUUCAGCAGUUUCUUCAAUCUCUUCUCAUUCUUUCCACUUCACCUUUUUAAGAAUUGAUUCCAAGCUUUUUGUCUAAGUCUGAAAAAUAUUAAAACAGUUGGAACCAAAAGCUUUAUGAAACAGGAAGACCUAAUAAGGCCCCUUUGUAGAAGGCUCACACUGUGUAGGAUUAAAGACUACAGCUGCAUGUGAAGUGGCAGCUUAUGCUGUAAUGCGAAGAUCUACACAAGCUGAAAUUUGCUGGUGUCCCAUCUCCUUGUGCAGCGAUGGUCAGCUAAAUAGGACGUGUGGGUGCUCUGCGUGCUGAACCCAGAGCGGCUGCAUGUUACUCUCACUGGUAUUUUUUAAGCUGCCUUUCAACUUCAGAAUUAGGCUCCCAUUCAGAGUAGUGUGGGAUGAACACAUCGCCGUUUCAUCUGGAUGGUUGCGCGCUGCUAACCCUUUCCCAUGCAACUGGAAGGCUUCCUUCAGCUAUCAAGGUUAGGAAGGAAGAAUUAAAAAGAGGUCACUUCCUCCAAUAAUUUGAAGCCACCAGGAGUCUGCGGUUAUAGCAGAGCUCUGUCUUAGCAUCCAACUUGGACCCUCUGCAGAAAUGUACUGCAGCCAGCCGUGCCCAGAGGAAUGCCAGAGGUGAAGAGAAGCUGGUAUUUUAAUACCUUAUCUGACUGCAGAUACCCCAGUUCUUAGCACUUGUGUGUGGAAAGCGCUGGCCAGCCCAGCCACUUCUGGCUGAAGCAUGAAGAGGGACCAUCUUCUCCAGUCAUCCAGCUGCUUGCCUCGUCCCCGCCAGGCUGCUGCUGCACCCGUCUCUUCCAUCUCUGUCCAGACUGACUAUGGAAGUUCUGCUACAUGGGGAAAAGGGCCCUUACUACCUGUUGAUUUUAGAUUUUACCCUGUCUGUGUGUGCAGGGCCUAGGAAACCCCAGCUGGGACUUACUACUUCAGCUGGCUGCAUCCCAGACUCUUCAGGAUGCAGGUGGUGGUGGGAUCCUUGUUCGUUGUUUUUUUUUUUAGAAAACAGCUUCCAGCAAGCUGGCCCUCAGUCCUCCAAAGCUUUAUUUCCAUUAUUCACCCUUUUGUCCCAGUCUCUCCCUUCUCACUAGAUUCAGGCAUAUUCUUGGGUCCCAGCCUUGCUAACUUGGGCUCCAGUUCAGCAGUACACUGGUGUGCAGGUACUCAAGCCCCACUGAUGUUGAUGGGACUUGAAGCACCGAAGUCCUUUGCUGAAUUGGGGCCUUCUCUUCAGUUCAAUCCCACGUGUUCUCUUCUUUCACCCAGGCGUGGAUCUCUCCCCUAACUUUUUCCAGUCUGAAGGGCUUUAUUCCCAACUUAUUCCUCCACAGCAAAUAUGUUGAUUCCUGAGCAUCCAGCUGUUUACUUUCCACCUGCUUGUUCUGUGGGUUGCUGCAUACAGACCCCUGUUGAUUUUGAUUCCCCCCCCCCCCCAAUUUUUUUUUUUUUUUGAGGUAGCAUUGGGGAUAUUUGUCUGCUUCCUAGGUAUAGAGAAGCAAGGACCUCUUCAAACCAAGUUUUUAGGAUGGAAGAGGGGCCGUAUCACAGAAAAUUGGAAACGGAUCCAUAAUUCAAGUAGAGGAGGGAGCCGUUCACCAUCUCAAAUAACGUGGUCCCCGAAUCUUUGUCUAAACCGCAUCCACCGGAGGUUCAUGUCUCUGUGUUCAAAUCCACUGAAUGUUGCAGUGUCUAUCAAGGUUCUUGCUGAGCAAUGCAAUAUGUGCCUCAAAACCAAUGCACAAAUCCAGUCCGUUUCACUUAAGAUGUUUGCGAUGCAAGGAGUUUAAUCGAUGACUGAUCUUAAUUCUCGUUUCUUGCUAGUAUGUGUUCCAUCGCUAGAACACUUCUUGUCGGUGGUUCUCGAGCUCCGUACUGUUCUGCGUCACAAUUGGAGUGCAAAGAAAGGGACAUCAAUCACAAACACAACUUGCUGAGCUUUUUCCUCCUUAUUACAGACACACAGGAGAUCGUUAAGAGUUCAGGUUUCAUGUGGUUUUUAAUAAAAACUGGAAACAAUGCAGCUACUCCACCAGAUCCAGCACCGUCUUAUCUUUCUUGACACUUACGUGGGAAUGCAAAAAUAAAAUCCAGCAAUAUGUGUUCUCAGCUGGGGUGUUUGCACCGUGGAACGUGAAGUUUUUUGUUUUUUGGGGUUUUUUGGACUGAUGUUGUUUCCUGCAUGUGGAAGAAUUCAAAUUGGGUGCAAAGGUUUGGAUCUGUGACUGACUGUCUUGGGUCAGCUUGUUAAAUGCAAUCAAAUGCAUUGGACUCCUCUUUUAUUUUCGUCUUCAGAAGAUGACUACAGUAGAAGAGCAAUGAACAUUAGGCUGUAACUGACUGCUUUAGGUCAUCAGUGUGUUGCCUGAUUUUAUAUGGACAGUAUAAUAAAGAUUUGUUUGCACAUUGACCUCCAUCUAUCAAUCGUGAAUAAAAUUCUUUAAUAUGUGGGUUGGGAAAAUUUGUUAAAUACCAGUAGAUUCAUUUCCACAUCAAGUGAAGAGGCUGGUUUUUCCAUCUCUCUCAAACUGGGUUACUGUGUCCACAUACCAGAAAGAUGUUGCUCUUGAAAAAAGCAUGUUCAUGUGUGUGACAGUGACCCUCCCCACACAUGCGCACACUUUUUAAAUACCUAGAUCUGUACAUUUUUCAUCUGAGUAUCGUUAACCAUGCUGUAGUCCGACAAACAGAUCUUUUACUACUGCCCUGUUCUAUAGAAUAAUUGUAAUUAACUGCAGUUUUUUUUCCACUACUUGAAGUUGUGUGAAAUGAAAUUGGUGAACAAAAGUAUUUGUGCAUCUUACUAUGGGUAUCUAAAUAAAACUGUAUUUGUCUAGUG